Molecule: messenger RNA, 4797 nt
Organism: Monosiga brevicollis MX1
Lineage: Eukaryota; Choanoflagellata; Craspedida; Salpingoecidae
Exons: 8
Coding region: 1-4797 (1598 amino acids)
Biological process (GO): regulation of release of sequestered calcium ion into cytosol
Cellular component (GO): sarcoplasmic reticulum lumen
Molecular function (GO): calcium ion binding
Source: RefSeq, a predicted model, not a curated record
AUGGAUGGGCGCAAACCGAGCCAUAAGCUCAAGAAAAUCAGGGAGCUGCAGGCAGGCCGGGGUAAAGGAGGUGCGGCAGACACGGCGGAGCUCGGCGGGCAGCUGGGCGGCGGUGGCGGCGCGGUUGGCCAUUUUGAGGGCGCGCAGGCAGAGAGAGAGAUCCUUGAGGUAAAGGCCUUCGUGGUCAUUCUCGCCAUCGUAGAGGUCAAAGGCGAUGCGGCCAUCAUAAAUGUCUUGAAACGUGAGCUUGCGGGUGCUAAUGAGACGAGCAGCACGUUUGAAGACGAGGACGUUUUGAGAGCUGGUGCGAAAGUUGGCCGUGCGGUGCAGAUCCCUGUCCAAAGCAUUGGUCUCGAGCCAGACCUCGAGCUGCGUCUUGGACAGCCCUUCGCCAAUGCCUUCGUUGUUGCUGGUGUAGUUGCGCUCGAACAAAUCGUUGGGAUGCAGCAGGCUGCGGGGUAUCCUGUAUUGGUGCUUAAAGAUGAAGAGCCCGCUGCUCAAAGCGACACAGAGGUGUGCGGUGGCGAGGCACGACCAGACCCCGAGCUGGCAGCCACACGCGGACGGAGAGAGGGCGAAGCCCACCACCACGACGACGACGACGACGACGACGACGACGACGACGACGACGACGACGACGACGACGACGACGACGACGACGACGACGACGACGACGACGACGACGAUGAGACCAAGACGGUAACGGCAGCCAGCACAGCAGCAGCAGCAGCAGCAGGGGGAAAGAGCAGGAGCAGGGGGAAGGAGCAGGAGCAGGAGCAGGAGCAGGGGAUGAUGCUGAUGCUGGUAACGCCGAUUCCGCAAAAUGAAGGAGGCGCACCAGAGAGUUGGGUCGACUCACAGCGUAAUUCAGAGAGACAUGAAUGUCAGAUUGAUGAAAUAUGGGAUAUAAGCGUUGAGGUAGAGGUGUUUGAGAGACAUGGGCUGACACGGCGGUUCAUGGUAGAGAGUGUGGCGCAUGGUGAUUCGCCACCGGUGGCUGCAAGCGUUUUGUUGGGGGUCGCGACGACGUGUUGGCGUCUCUCUUGUGUCCCUCGCGGGGGAUGUGGACCCUGGCCCCCGGGCCCGACACCGCCCGCCGUGAGGGACCGCACUCGCGCCCACGAUAGGGCCGCCUCAGGGCGGGGUGGAGCCUACGCCUCGCGCGCCCCCAAUCACGACCCCAUCCCUGAGGCCGCUGAAAGCGCAGCCGCGACCCCGAUCCCACGCCCGCCAUCCCCGAUUACCACUGCAGGCCUCAUCAAAGCCAAGCAAGCUGCCAACCUCUUUUUGCGUCGUGCGCAACGCACCACACCCGACGUUCCCGACGCGACAAACUCCUUUGCCGAUUCGGCGUCCGACCAGGCGCAAAGCUCAGCCUCGGGCCCUCAGGCUUCAAACGGCUCGGCUCAAGGCGGGGGUUCAGGCUCCACCUCUAGCGCCACUCAUUCAAACAACCAAAAUAGUGCAGCCAAGUCAACACUCGGGGACCCGCGCUCUGAAUCACCGGAUCGUAAGGGCGCCUUGAUCAGCCCACUCGGUCUUGCCAAAGCCAACAGCGCGGCACGCAAAUUUCUGAGCGGUCGCCGCUCAGCACCGCCCACACAAGACACCCCAGCCCCAAGCAAGUCCCAAGAAGCAACCCUCCCUCCCCCACCUUCUGCCCGUGACCUUCGUAGGCGCCCAUUCCAAGCCAGUGACGCCCUCUUCAGUCACCUGGACAUCCACCUCGCCAGCCCUGAGACUCGGCCAAAACCUACGCCGCGCCCCAAGAUCAAAGCCCCUGUUGUAACGGACGCUGACACCGAAGGUGAUCUUGACAGCAACAACCGUGACGUUGAUAGCAGCCACGCCCGACCUACGUCUCGUGCCUCCUCAGCUGUGCCCCCGCCUCGACCCGCCAGCGCAGUCAAAUCCCGCGCACAUUUUGAAGCCCAACCCACGGAAUCCAAAACUGGCCUCACACCCGGUGGCAAGGCCCACCCCACCCCCAGACCACCACACAGCAAGCCCCCGACCAUCAUACACCAUCACCCUAUUCCUGCUGUUCCCCCGUUUCAGUCCGACCCGUGGGCCAUAUUUGCCGAACGCGCCCGCGUCGUGACCCACGGCGCCACUGUCGUGUGCGUCCCCCUGCCACAGCGCCGCCGUCGCCGCGCCAAAAGUGCCGUAUCUGAGCCCCUGUUGCCCGCUGUCCGCCCUGGUUGGUGCAUUCUCGACGACGAGCCCAUCGACGCUGGUCGUCAAGCAACCUAUGAGGUUCGUCUCCAGCCGGUGAAAGGAAAAUUGGCUGCCACCGGCCGCUGCUUCACCACCUUUGCCGCGGGAAAUCCAUCUCAGCAAAGCCUGCUCAGCAAAGCCCCAACCGGCUCCUGCGUGCUUUUUGAAGCUGGCGUUGGCCCAGUCCCCUACCACUUGGUGUUGUGGAUGGUAGCGACUACUGCCGCUGAUAAACAGCUCGUACCCGCCCUUCCCCCACAUACGGCCGCGCCCUGCGCAGCCUGUGCAUACUUGGCCGGCUUUUGCACCGACUACAAUCGCGUGUACUGGCACCGCAACGGAGAUCGUGCGCUUGGUCGCGUCACCGCCUUCCGGUCCACCCCUUCCCUCUCCGACGCUGGCCGCGAAUUCUCUCGAGGAGUCACCCCCCAGGUUCCGGAACCCACCCUUUCCGCCACUGUAUCGGCUUUCCGUGCCGCCACACGCUGGAAGCGCACCAUCCACGAACCGGAACACGCCCGCCCACCAGCUGCGCGUGCCACUCCAAGCAAACACUCCGUACUCCAGCAACUCCUUGCCUACAACGUUGGUGCCCACGCGCACCGCGGUUGGCUCCAGGCAACACGCGCCGAGCUGGUCAAGCUCACCUCAACUUUUGGCAAACACCCAAGCCCCGUUGCCGACGCCGACUGGGACGAAGACGACACUGACCCCAUUGAGACAGCCCGGCCCUUGCGUACCACCACAAGCCUACAAAACCUACGUGCCUACCGCGUCUCCCCAGCCCCCUUGUUCAACAUGCAGCGCCCCAGCCAGAGCGGCGACUCGGCCCGCGACAGUCCAAAUUAUCGUCCGCGAACGACCGGUGCCAGUCCCGUCCCGCCGCGCCGUGCCGCGCCCGCCUCCGUGACCCUCGAAGACAGUGGCUCGUCCGCCCCUGCCCCGCGCCGCCCAAGCACACUCGGCGCUGCGGGCACCGCCAACAAUGCUAGCAGCAACAAUCUGCUGGGCAACUCCAAGCCAACCGUGGUUCGCAGUGGCGGCCGCCGCGCACAGCUCGAGUUCAAGUAUCGCGAUGACUUGAACGCUCACCCCGAGUGGAUAGUUGCUGGUAAGGACCUCUUCAAUCCCAAGCGCCAAACCCUUCAGGAAUGGGCGUGUGGUCGCGCCUUGGCCGCCCAGUGCCGUGAGCGCAACACGCUCAUGGGCCCGGCGGAUGCCGCUGGCACUGCUGGCGCCGGCGAAGUCAUUGAUCGCCCCUCGUCCAAGCCCACGGCCCGCAAGCUGCUGCCGUCCAAAUCGGCCACCGACUUGCGGGAACACGUGUCUCCCGAUAUUCUCGAGCUCUCCGAUCAGCAUCUUGAUGGCGUUCUCUCCAUCGCCCGCACCAGCCGUGCAGGCAUUUUUCAGACUUACCCAGACGGCACCCGCUUUCUUGAACUCCAUCGUGGCAGCGGGGUGGUUUGCUACCCGAGUGGCAAUACGGCCAUGGUCAUAUCGCUUUGUCCCUCCGGCACGUACGUCUGGGCCUACGAUGACCAUCCUGAGGGUCGUCUCAUGGCCUACUUUAGCCCCAUCAGCGGCGGCGCAUGCUAUCACCCCACCGGGCAGCCACGCCUCGUCUGCACUCGCGAUCUUCUUACGACAUGCAAUCCAGAAGGUGAUGUGGAAGAAGUCUUGCGGUGGAGCGACCCAGCUGCAAGCCACACUGCCAUCAUCAACCCCUGUUUGACCGUGCGCGUCAAGUCUCGCACGGACGUGCGCAUCACUGUCCGCCACCAUCGCCCAUCAGCACCAGCGCAAGAGGAUCGACGAUUCACGGUCAGCGUUGGCAGCUCGGUACCGGCCGUGUGUGCAAGCAUGCAGGUGGUACCGCCGCAGUCUGCCAUGCUUGCCGAUCUACGUGCGCGCACGACCGAUCUCCUCGAUCGACUCGGCAAUUUUGUCGGCCUGAAUUUGGCGGAAAAUGGUGUCGAGCUACCCAGUGAGCCGAGCACUUCAACUGUGAAUGCUGGAGGAUCUGGCAGCUCAGCACGCGUUCCACAUGCGCCCAACGCCACGGCAAAGCCUGGACGCCCUGGAUCCUCCAAGCUUCCGGCACAUCGACCCACGUCGACGCUGCGCGUCAAGUCAGCACGCUCCCCACGCGCAGCCAUUAAUCAUUUGGCCAGGCCACGCACAGCCCCACCAACUCGUACGGCCCGCACUCGCCCCUCCAUCGCCUGUCUUAUCGUUCGCCACGCCAUGCCCAUACCACCCGCGAUGAUCAGCGAUCCCCUUGUGAGCGCCGUGCAGACGGUGUACCAAACCAUCAUGCAUGCACAGCGUGGACAGUGCACUUUUGGCCCCCGUCCAGUCUUCGUAGCGCUUUAUGCCGUUGGCAGCCGCGAUUGUCAACGACUCAAGAUAGACUACGCAGCCGCGCCUGGCUAUCUUGUGAUUCUUGAUGCGCAAGGUCGCUUGCGAUUUGCCAACAAGCACUGGAAGGGUCGACCAUUCUCCGUACAAUCUCUCAAGGAGCUGUUGCAGGAAGUGGAUGCCCUACCAGUUUUGCCCGCCAACUUCAAGAUGACGCACUAG